AUGGGAGUGAAGUCGACGCCGAUAGGGGAGCAGCAAGCCGAGGAGGCGCAGCCGACUUUGGUGAAGCCGGCGAAGGAGGCAUCGGCAGGGAAGCAGCCGACAGGGGAGCAGGCAGCAGUGAAGCCGAUCAAGGAGCCGUCAGCGACCCGGGCAGUCGGCAGGGGAGCCGACGACAGGGGAAAAGUCGGCAGGGACGCCGACCGUGGUGCAGCAGGACGCCAAGGGCAGCGAAGCUGGCCGCCGGACUUCCUGUCCUACCAUGCGUGCCUGCCGCCGGCCGCCUACACCACGGCGUACGACGACCUCGACGACGACAUGCUGCACGACGACGCCGAGGAGGACGCCGAUCUACCAGAGCUCGACCCCAACAUGCACGCCAACCCCGAGCACCGUUGGGACAUCACAACGAUGACGGUGAAGGAGGCGCUGGCGAGCUGGAAGGGCAAGGCGGUGAAGGCCGCCAUGGACGAGGAGAUCCGCAGCCUCAUCGGCAUGGGCACCUGGGAGCUGGUCGAACGCCCGCGCGGGGUGAACAUCAUGAAGAACCGGUGGGUGCUGAUGACCAAGUACCACAUCGACAACACAGUCGCCCGGGAGAAGGCGAGGCUGGUCGUGAAGGGCUUCACGCAGAUUUACGGUGCCGACUACGAUAAGACGUACGCGCCGGUGAGCAGCUAUGUCACGCUAAGGAUCUUCCUCAGCAUCGUCGCCGUCCUCGACUUGCACCUGAUGCAGCUCGACAUGAAGAACGCCUUCCUCCAGAGCAACCAGGACCGGGCGCUUGACGACGUGCUGAUCGGCGCUGGCUGGAAGAAGAGCCAGGUCGACCAGGCACUCUACUUCAAGGUCGGCAGUGAUGGGGUGGCCUACUGGGUGCUGGUCUACGUCGACGACCUGCUCGCCGCCAGCAGCAGCACCGCGAUGCUGAAGGAGCUGAAGGAGCUGCUGGAGGCCGCCUUCAAGCUGCGCGAGAUCUCGCCGGUGUACGCCGACAAGCAGUGCAGGUGGUUCAUCGAGGAGGUGCAGACCGGGCGCACCCCGAAGACGCCGGUGUCCGUCGACGCCUACGUCGAGCUGACGUUCGACGACGAGGAGGCCCAGGAGCGCCAGGAGGAGGAGUACCGGCAGAAGGUCGGCUCGCUGCAGAUCGCGGCGACGACAACGAGGCCGGUCAUCGCCUUUGCCUGCAGCACGCUGGGGAGCGGCCUCACGGAGAGGAGCGACCAGCACUGGCGCGAGGUCGACCGCUGCCUCGCCUACCUCGCCAACGCCCGCGACACCGCCCUGGAGUUCGGCGGUGGAUCAGAGUCGCUGAAGCUGCGCAUCAAGUGCGCGACGUUAUCGUCGACCGAGUCAGAGUACGUGGCGGCCACGGAAGCCGGCAAGGAGGGACGCCGCCUUCGCUUCCUCCUUGCAGAGUUCCGGCAGCUGGACGCCGGGACGCCGACCGUCCUUCGUGUGGACAACAAGUCGGCUAUCACGGUCGCCGAGGGCAUGGGGUUGACGUGCAACCUCAAGCACAUGGAGCAACGCUAUGCAUGGUUGCAGCACAUGGUGAAGCGCGGGAAGUUUUUGCUGAAGUACAUACCGACCACCGAGCAGCCGGCCGACUUCCUGACGAAGGCGCUGCACUAUCCGGCCUUCAACCGGUGCUCCGUCGCAAUCGGCCAAGUGCGCCUGGCCGACGUGAGCGAUGGUGACGAUGACGUGCAGCAGUAG
Molecule: messenger RNA, 1719 nt
Organism: Closterium sp. Naga37s-1
Lineage: Eukaryota; Viridiplantae; Streptophyta; Zygnematophyceae; Desmidiales; Closteriaceae
Source: the annotation of a GenBank genome assembly